AACAGACUAUCCCCUGUGCACAAUCUAAUUCCACCCACGAGGUUCGUUUCCUAUUGAUCCCCGGAAUUGCUUUAACACGAUAGAAUUGAUCCCUUUAUUCAUCUAUUGUACCAGAGCGUACGUAAGAACCUACGUAAGUAGAACGUACUUGUACAAGUCAGGCAUUACAUUGAGCCAUUUUAUUUUCGAUUUGAGUGAACGAGACUGGGUAGCUCCAUUAAAAAUUAUAUUGCAUUUCCAUUAAUAAUUAUACUCAACAUAAAGAUUUUUAUAUUUAACGAUAUAAAUUUUGUUGAGAGAUGUUUACGGCUGGACAAUAUAUACGUAAAGGGAGAGUGGCGGAAAAACUAUUUUUCUGGUAUUUAUGUGAGGUGUCAGGUGUUUCAAUCCCCAGAAAAAAAAGCCUGCGAUUAUUUUUCAAACCACGGCCUUCAGAGCAGUCAACGAAAGCUGUCAAAAUUUAGUGUCCACCAGUCAGUCAGUGACACCCAUAAAUUAAGAAAAUUCACAAUUAUCAAUUUUCAAAAUGUAACUUCCAUAAUUCGUCGGAGCCUAUCGAUCGUAAAUCAUCCCCGAAAAUUUCUAGUCUUGCAAAAGUCCGUCGAGCCCGAAACAAACAAUGAUCAACACUCCUGGAAAAUUCCUGCACUUGGUGGUAUCAGCGAUAAAGAACCUGCAGGAGCGAAAAGGUUCGAGUUGCCGAGCGAUAGUAAAUUACAUCUCAUCCCUGUGCGACAUACCCCGAGAUAUCGCUCAACGUCAGGUUUUGACGGCCCUAAAACGGGGUACAACACAUGGAAUUUUGCGAGAGACAGAUGGCCACUACUGUUUACCAACCAGUGGUUCCAGUGAGUGCCUCGAGAUAGCUACCCAAGAGUUGGGAUUAUUGGAUCUCACCUGCAGGAAGCGGAAACAAGAGGCGAGAAAGCGAAAGAGUAUGAAGGGCUCCUGUGGUAGUGCAAUGCGGAGGAAAAAAUCGAGGAGCCGCAAAAGAAGGUCCUCCAGGAGCAAAUCAAGAGGAUGUGCCGGGAGCAGGGGACGAAGUCGAAAGAAAAGCAGGGGGCGAAGUCGAAAGAGGAGCAGAGGACGAGGUCGAAAGAGGAGCAAAAAUAGAGCGAGGAAGAGUCGGAGCAAGUACAAUUGUGCCACCAUGAAGAGUCGGAGCAAAAAGAAAAAGAGAAAGAGCAAGAAGGACAAAAACUGCGCCUGUCCACCCAAGCCCGCUGCUCAGAACGAUCAUAAAUGUGCCUUAAAUUUUCCUGAGUAAAGUUAUCAUCGAUCUGCGAAACCUACGAUUUUUUUUUGUACUGUCCGAUUUUUUCGGAAAGAUUGCCUAGUUUUUAUGCGAAAAUUCGGGAUUAAAUUGAGGUGAAAUUUAUGGUCUGCCUCGUUUAUUUUUCUAUUCGCGCGUCUGACUAUCGAUUUCGUUAAACUGAAACCGGAGAGGAAUGAAUUUAUUGAUACUGCCGUGGGUGAAAUCGAAUAAAUAUUGA
This is a messenger RNA of Fopius arisanus, 1493 nucleotides long. RefSeq names its product serine/arginine-rich splicing factor 6. The transcript has 2 exons. The record is from RefSeq and is a predicted model, not a curated record. Gene Ontology annotation, biological process: nucleosome assembly. Gene Ontology annotation, molecular function: DNA binding. Lineage: Eukaryota; Metazoa; Arthropoda; Insecta; Hymenoptera; Braconidae. Bases 620 to 1267 code for a protein of 215 amino acids. Gene Ontology annotation, cellular component: nucleosome.